AUGACAUUUUUACCAGUUGGUGCAUCUCUAUUUGCUAGCAAUAUUGGUAGUGUACAUUUUAUUGGUCUUGCAGGUAGUGGAGCAAGUAAUGGAAUUGGUAUAGCUGGUUUUGAAUUAAGUGCUAUUUACGUAUUAAUGAUUCUCGGUUGGAUAUUUUUACCUGUUUAUAUCAAAGUUGAUGUUUAUACAAUGCCAGAAUUUAUAAAGAAAAGAUUUGGUGGUGAUCGAAUACGUUUUUAUCUUACGAUUCUUGCUUUGGCACUUUCUAUAUUUACAAAAAUAUCCGUUGAUCUUUAUUCUGGUGCUAUAUUUCUCAAUCAAGCACUUGGUUGGAAUAUGUAUGUAUCAAUUAUAGCUCUUAUUUUUGUUGCUGCUAUAUUUACUAUUGGUGGUGAGUUAAAUAAUAAUAAAAGAGGAUUAUCAGCUGUAAUUUGGACAGAUUUUAUUCAAACAAUUAUUAUGAUUAUUUCUGCUUUUAUUCUUAUGAUUAUAUGUUGUGUUAAAGUUGGUGGCAUACAAUUAAUUAAAGAACUUUAUCCAUAUGCUGUUGCUGAUACAACCUUGUUUUCUAAUAUUACUUGUGGCAUUCCACCAAAUGAUUAUUUUAGUCUUAUUCGACCACUUAAUUCAGUCGAUGGUCCACCAUGGGUAGGAAUUAUUGGUAUGUUCACUUUAAGUAUUUGGUAUUUUUGUAGUGAUCAAGUUCUUGUUCAACGAGCACUUGCUGCUAAAAAUUUAACCCAUGCUCAAGCCGGUUGUAUAGUUGCUGGUUAUUUAAAAUUUCUACCUCUUUUUCUUAUGAUUGUUCCUGGUAUGGUUGCACGAAUACUUUAUCCAGAUUUAAUUGGUUGUUCAACUCCAGAUUCAUGUCAAGAAAUAUGUGGAAAUCAAGCAUCAUGUACUGAUAUUGCUUAUCCAUUAAUUGUUAUUAGAUUAAUGCCAAAUGGUUUACGUGGUCUUACGCUUGCUUGUAUGAUUGCAGCAUUAAUGUCAUCAUUAACAUCAAUAUUUAAUUCUUCAUCAACCAUAUUUACUAUUGAUAUUUGGCAACGUUUUCGUUCAAAAGCCCCACAAUGGGAAUUACUGAUUGUUGGAAGAAUUUUUACAUUAAUUCUUGUGGGUAUAUCAAUUCUUUGGAUACCAAUUAUAUCAGCAGCGCAGGGUGGGAAAUUAUUCGAUUAUAUUCAAGCCGUAAUAAGUUUUCUUGCACCACCAAUUUCUGCAAUUUAUCUUUUAGGAAUUUUAUGGAAAAGAAUUAAUGAAGAAGGUGCAUUUUGGGCUUUAAUAUGUGGUUUAGUUAUUGGCUUAAUACGUUUCAUAUGGGAGUUUUCAUAUUCAGUACCACCAUGUCUACUAUCGGCAACAGACCAACGUCCAGAAGCAAUCAAAUUUCAUUAUCUGUUUUUUGCUAUUUUACUUUUUGUUUUAACUUGUUUGGUUGCAAUAACUAUUAGUCUUCUUAGUCGACCAAUACCUGAACAAUGUUUACAUGGUUUGACUUUAUUUGAUUUGGAUAACCCACAUAAGCCAACACCAAUACCAACAAAACCCGGUCGAUGGUAUAAAGCAGAUACAGCAUUUGAAGAAAAACAUAUUCGACCAAGAUCACCUGUUCAUCCGGUAUCACGUGCUCAGUCCGCUGCUGAUUUACGAAGAAACAGUCUUCUUUAUCCAGAUUCAUCAAAUAAAAAUUGUACAUAUUAUAUAAAAGUUGUUCUCACAUGGAUAUGUGGUAUUGAACAUCAAGGUGAAGAUGAUAAUAAAGCAGCAACCAUGCCAGCAAUGCCAUCAUUAGCACCAGACAAGUCAUUUUGGAAACACAUAUGCUAUGUAAAUGGUGUUGUUCUUUUAGCUUUUUGCACCUUUCUUUGGGCUUUCUUUACUGAUUAUCGUAUUGAUAAAAUGCAUAAAAGUGCUUGA
Molecule: messenger RNA, 1920 nt
Organism: Rotaria sp. Silwood2
Lineage: Eukaryota; Metazoa; Rotifera; Eurotatoria; Philodinida; Philodinidae
Source: the annotation of a GenBank genome assembly